Thlaspi arvense is the source of this 1485-nucleotide messenger RNA. Lineage: Eukaryota; Viridiplantae; Streptophyta; Magnoliopsida; Brassicales; Brassicaceae. The record is from the annotation of a GenBank genome assembly.
CAACAACGAAAUUAAAAGUAUUUAAGGGUUUAAAUCGAAUUGCUAGGGUCGAAUUUUAGAUUUUUUUUUUUCGUCAAAAGUAACCAAACCUUCUCGCAGCCGCAAGAGAGGGCAGAAAAAAAUAAAAAAAACUUCCGGCGAAUUGUACGGCGAGGAGUCGUCGUCUGACUCCGAUUAUACACAGGGUGUGUGUAUACAUACACAUUCGCGACGACAAGUGGAGAGAGGGCACGAGGUAAAAGACACAAGGGUUAGAUGGGAAACCAGAAAUUAAAGUGGACGUCGGGGGAAGAGGAGGCGUUGCUCGCCGGAAUUGCAAAGUACGGCGCUGGUAAGUGGAAGAAUAUUCUCCGGGAUUCCGAAUUCGCUGAUCAGCUCAGUAAUCGCUCCAACAUCGACCUCAAGGAUAAGUGGCGUAACUUGAGUGUUGCUCCUGGUAGUCAAGGCUUAAGGGAUAAGGCAAGGCCGACCAAAGUCAAAGAUGAAAGCGUCACUCUGUCUGAAGUUGCUACCACUAGUCAACCUCCUAAUGCUAACUCUUCUUCUUCACCAGCUACUUCCCUGCCACGCAGUGCAUCUCCUGAGUUGAGCAUUGAUAACAGUGCUAACAGUUUAGUGGAUAAUAAGAACGCUCCCAGGUAUGACGGGAUGAUAUUUGAAGCCAUCUCUGCUUUAGCGGAUGCAAAUGGAUCUGAUGUCGGUUCCAUUUUCAGCUUCAUCGAGGUUAGACAAGUUUCUCUUUGCUCUUCAUUUUGCAUUGUGACUAAAACUUUUCCUAAUGGACCUUAUGGUUUACUGUGGAAAGAGCAGCCAAGGCAUGAAGUGCCGCCACAGUUUAGAAGAGUCCUUAGUUCAAGACUGAGGAGGCUUGCAGCUCAGGGAAAACUUGUGAAGGUUAGCAACUUAAAACCUCAGCUACAGAACUUCUAUAAGAUACCGGAGUCAUCAGGAACAACGAUAGCGCCUGUCCCAAAGCUAAAGGAGACAAGUGUGAAACCGAAGCAAUCAAACAAUAUGGCUCCCGCGGUUACACAAGAGAUGAUCGAGGAAGCUGCAAGGACCGCUGCAUGUAAAGUUGUAGAGGCAGAGAAUAAAGUAGAUGUUACCAAAGUAGCAGUAAGAGAGUUGAAGAAGGUGACCAAGCUUGCAGAUGAAGCCCAACUUCUGCUGGAGUUAGCUAAAGAGAUUCAUGAACAAUGUUCUCGUAGCGAGGUUGUGCUCCUGGCUUGAGUCUAUGAGCUCUUCAGUUCGAGGCCUUUGAUCAUCAGAAGUUGUGAUUUUCAAGACAUGAGCAAACUAUAGCCACAGUGUCUCCUCCGUUUAGUUGUUGAUAUAUCUAAAAAAGAAAUAAUUAAUUUACUAGGCGUGACUCUGUUUUGUGAGUAAAUUACAGAGGCUCAUCUUGGUUUUUUUUUUUUUUUUUUUUUUUUAACUCCUGAACCCAAAAAUGCAUUUAUAUCGAUAUUAUUUAGUGAACUUACUCUC